CAUAUAACAUACACAAUGGCGGACAAAUUUCCUGCAUUGGACGAGAUUGAUAAGAACCUUCCUACUACUGGUGAUGAAGCUGAAGAUGCUGACUUCCUUGCACGUGAGAAGGAGUUAGUUGGAAAUGAAUUCGCCACAGAAGAAGAUCAGCAAGUAUUGGCUGAGAGUGAAGAUGAAUUCAGCGAAUUCAAGGAACAAUUUCCAGAUGUUGAAGGUACAACCGAAGAGGCUACACAUGUCAGUGAUGAUGAAUUUGAAGGUUUUGGCAAUGGGACUUCAGACAGUACCAAUGGUAAGACUACUAAUGGUGUUGAUCGUUCAGUACCUAGUUCACACUUGAAGGAUUGGCAAGAACGUCGUGACCUUGAAAUCAGCUCACGUGAAGAAGCCAACGCUCGUAAGAAGGAAACUAUCGUGGAGAAGGCACAACAAACCAUUGACGACUUCUAUGACAAUUACAACAAUAAGAAGGAACAACACCUGAAGGAAGUAUUGAAGGAACAAGAAGCUCAUAUCGAAAAGCGUGAUGGAUUUUUGGGCCAAGGUACAUUAUGGGACCGUGUCAAUGAAUUGAUUGGUGAAGUUGGUGAAGGUGAAACUGAUGGAUCUCGUGACAAGACUCGUUUUAAGGGUCUUUUACAAAAGUUGAAAGGUAAGGAGAAUGCUCCAGGUGCUGGUGGAUACCAAUAGUGGCCCUACAGGAUAGUCGGAAGCGCGGUAGAAUACAAAUACAAAAUUAUCAACGUAGAA
Messenger RNA from [Candida] anglica, 750 nucleotides. NCBI's taxonomy places the organism in Eukaryota, Fungi, Ascomycota, Pichiomycetes, Serinales, Debaryomycetaceae. The record is from the annotation of a GenBank genome assembly.